Messenger RNA from Solanum tuberosum (potato), 1584 nucleotides. RefSeq names its product extensin-like. The record is from RefSeq and is a predicted model, not a curated record. Bases 1 to 1584 code for a protein of 527 amino acids. Lineage: Eukaryota; Viridiplantae; Streptophyta; Magnoliopsida; Solanales; Solanaceae. The transcript has 2 exons.
AUGGUUAUGUUUCGCAGAAAUUUCUUAUGUGCUGGGAAAGAGCAGUUGAAGAUGCUGGCUUCUGUAAUGUUUGUCAAACAAGCAUGGUUUCGAAUGGGAAAGCAGGUGGUUCAGUUCAGGACCAUGAAAAUUGACUUUAACUACUAUUCUGUAGCGACAUCACAAUAUGGUGGCAACACUCCUCCGCCUAUUAUUAGCCAACCACCACCUUCUCAUGUCUAUCAACCGCCUAGUUCUCCAAGUACACCACCUCUGAGGCAUGCUCCACCACACCAUGCCCACCCACCACCUUCACAUGGUCAUGUACCACCAUUUGUUGGUAGUCCUCCACCGCCGUCUCCAGUGAUUUCUCCGCCUAAUCCCCCACCAUCGUAUGGUUCUCCUCCACCCUCUCAUGGUGGCGGCCAUCCACCAUCUCAAGGGCAUAAACCACAUUCACCCUCUUAUGGACAUGCACCACCUCCUACAGAGCACACGCCGCCACCUGGAGGAUAUCAUCCACCUAGCCAUCAUCAGCCUUCACCCCCAAGUCAUCAUGGACAUCAUCCACCACCAACACCAACUUACUCUCCUCCUCCUUCUCAAAUGAAACCUCCAUUACCUCCAUAUUCACAACCAUCGCCGCCGCCACACUCACCACAUUCAUAUGGACAUGCUCCACCCCCUAAAGGGCACACGCCACCUAAAGGACAUCAUCAACCUUCACCCCCAAGUCAUCAUGCACAUUCUCCACCACCGACUUAUUCAUCUCCUCCACCUCCAUAUUCACAACCAUCACCGUCACCACAUUCACCGCCCUCACAUGGAUAUUCACCACCUCCUAAAGGGCACACACCACCUAGAAGACAUAAUUCACCAAGACAUCAUCAACCUUCACCUCCGAGUCAUCAUGUACAUCCUCCCCUUACACAUGCACAACCACCACCAACUCCAAUUUACUCGCCUCCACCUCAAGUGCAACCUUCACCUCCGACUUAUUCACCUCUUCCACCUACAUACUCACCACCAUCACACUCGCCACCUUCACAUGGACAUGUACCACCUCCUAAAGGGCACAAGCCAUCUAGAGGACAUCAUACGCAUUCACCUCUGAGUCAUCAUGCACAUCCUCCACCAACAUACUCGCCGCCACCAUCUCUGCCAACGUACUCCCCUCCCUCACCUGCACAAUCACCUCCAUCUCCACCAACAUACUCUUCUCCUCCACCUGCACAAUUGCCGCCACCACCUCCAUCUGCAAAAUCACCACCACAUCUACCAACAUAUUCCCCUUCUCCACCUGCACAAUCACCACCACCUCCACCAACACACUCCCUUCUUCCACCAACAUAUCCCCCUCCUCCUCCCCCACCCCCACCAACAUACUCCCCUCAUCCACCUGCACAAUCACCACCGCCAUCAUCACCAAUUUACUCGCUUCCACCACCAUCAACCCCUCUUCCACCUACAUACUCACCACCACCACUAACUUCUCCUCCUCCACCAACACAUUCGCCUCCUCCCUCUGCUUACUCUCCACCUCCACCAUCGACUACAUAUUCUCCCCUUUCUCCUCCAUACGGUCUUCCACUAAGCACUCCAUAA